Cercospora beticola is the source of this 2453-nucleotide messenger RNA. RefSeq lists its product as uncharacterized. Gene Ontology annotation, molecular function: DNA-binding transcription factor activity, RNA polymerase II-specific; DNA binding; zinc ion binding. Lineage: Eukaryota; Fungi; Ascomycota; Dothideomycetes; Mycosphaerellales; Mycosphaerellaceae. The record is from RefSeq and is a predicted model, not a curated record. Gene Ontology annotation, biological process: DNA-templated transcription; positive regulation of transcription by RNA polymerase II.
AGCUGCUCAGAAAUUGAAGCGGCGACUCAGGCUCGAGGACGACGUUCAAGCUUCCAACCCAUUGAGAGGCGAGGAUCUGCCCUUUGGUGGACUUCGAAGAUGCGUCCGAUGUAGCCAAGCCUCAUCAUGUUGGAAGUCAGUCGAGAAUUUCCCGGAGAUGGUCAUGACCCUGUAGCGACCGGAAGUAAGAGACCUUCAAAUGGAGAUGCGGCACAGAGGGCGAAACGAGUUCGAGUGUCACGUGCAUGUGACCAAUGUCGAGCUGGACGAGAGAAAUGUGAUGGCGCCCGGCCAUGGUGCCAAACAUGCGAAUCGCAGGGGCGGACAUGCACAUAUAACGAGCAGCCCAAGAAGCGAGGCAUACAGCCAAACUACAUCAGGACUCUUGAACUCACCUUAGCUUGGGCCUUUGAGAACUUUCCGGACAGCGAGAAGCGUCUCUCACAGCUUCUUCCGAACACACAGGCACGAGCGCACCAGUUGAUUGCAUGGAAGGACACCAUCCCAGCAGAGGGCUUGCACAAUGUCUGGAGAAACAGUAUAGUGUGCAAACAGAUUGAUCAGAUGCUGUCUGGUGCUGAGAUUGAGCUGCCACGAAUCCCACAAUCUGGACACAAUCGACAAGCCUCAUAUACUGAGGAAAGCGACCCCCAAAGGUCGUAUCAGUCACCGCCAAUGUCAGCACCUUCGGACGGGAGUCUGCUUCCGCAAGGACCUAUCGAAGCACCAGCCGCCACGGCGAGUGCUGUUUCGCCCAGAGAAGUGAGCUCUGCUCCUCGACCUGAAGUUACAGCACAGUCCCAGGUGGCAACGUCUCAAAAUGUAGCACCCGACGAGGACCUGCUCAAGCUCCCUAAAAGCUCGUGGUUGCUGCUAGAGCACUACUUUGCAUUCACACAUACAUGGCUGCCAAUGGUUGAGCGUCAUGAUGUUCUGAAACUCAUGUAUUCUUAUCCCCAUGAAGGCCUACGUCGAGAGGACACAACAGUAUCCGGGCAUGCUGAGCUUUGGAGCAUAAUGGCCAUCGCAUCGCUGCAGAAUGGGGCCACAGCAGAUUUCGAGUAUUGUCGCGGUAUUGCGAGAUCACUGAUCCCACGCGAGCACGGGUUUCAGCUCGGUCAUAUCAAGUGUCUGCUUAUACUUGGCCUGGCAGAUAUCAUGCAGCAAGCAUGGGUCUCAGCUUGGCUGGUAUUUGGCUCCGCAAUUCGUCUGCUGACUCACUUCAAUUUCGGCAAAGGCACAAGAACGACGCUCUUCGAAGGGCGAACAAAGCACACUCUUUUGGCGGCUUUCGUUCUCGAGCGGGCAGUCGCCUCGCAGACUGGCGCGGUCACCCAUAUUAGGCCUGGAGAUAUCCAGAACGUGGGCUUCCUGAUCGAAGACGGACUAGAAGAGUGGUCACCAUGGCAAGACCCACAAGCCAGCUCAAGUACAGCCAAAUCGCCGGCGAGGUCGAUGAGCACAUUCAAUGAACUGGUCCGGUUGUCAUUCCAAGCCCCUGGGGAUCUGGACCCGAGCUCUCCUCAAUCGGCGAAUGCCUUCUCGCUCCUUGGCGCGAUACUUGGUCUUCUCCGCAAUGCCAGUGACAGUAGCAAGCGCCUACAUCCUCAGCAAGCCCUCGCAAAUGCGAGGGCGACUAGUCUAGUAGACACGGUCACGCCACAGGAGCACACACGUACUGGCUCGACGUUGAUAGACUUCUCUUCACCUUUCGUCGAUUCAAAUUAUCCAUUUAUGAGCAUACCGAACGACAGAACGCAAUCGCUGGUCACUGACAACCUUUCGGGCUCGAUGCAGCCCAUAGCAGGACCAAGCCAAUGGAACAGCAAUAAUAGAACUGUAAACGAUCUUCAAGAGGCUGCGAGCGCUGCAGGAGACCCAGGCACGGUCAACAGUGCGCAUGGAGCGGACAUUUUCGAGGAAUUGGCUAUGCUCGAUCGCACAGAUUCGACAGGCAACAAUGAUUUCAUGCAGAAUCUAGGAUUUGGCCCAGAUCUGGAUCUCGCGGAAUUCUUUGGUGCUGAUUAUCAGCCAUCGGAUCCUUUACUUACAUAUAUGCGGCCAAAUACUUACAAUGGCACUGGCCAGGACUUCGACGCAUCUGGAGAUGGCGCUGGUUGAAGACGUGAGCUAACGGAGACCCAAAACACACCCGAAAUUGUCCACUACUCUAGAGUCUUUGGAGAAAGCAAUUUUCUCGGGGACGAUGCUUAGUCGCUGAGCGAACGAAUGUGCGACUAGCCAUCGAACAGUCGUUGAGGGAAAUUAAAGAGCCCUCUGGCAUGCGCCUGCAAAUCUGAGUGCAAACGAACGAAUUCGACAGCCUUCCGAGAAAUGUCAGCGCAUGGCGACUGCAGGCUGAGGAGAGAAUAUGCGGAUGCAAAGCCACGUGCAUGAAACAGGUCGAGUGGCAUAUAUUGGCCAAUGUGACUUCAGCGGCCGCGGAAAAAUUG